Messenger RNA from Aureobasidium melanogenum CBS 110374, 759 nucleotides. Its product is annotated as DCP2-domain-containing protein. The transcript is spliced from 2 exons. The annotation marks the transcript as partial. The record is from RefSeq and is a predicted model, not a curated record. Gene Ontology annotation, molecular function: RNA binding; manganese ion binding; 5'-(N(7)-methylguanosine 5'-triphospho)-[mRNA] hydrolase activity. Gene Ontology annotation, cellular component: cytoplasm; P-body. Lineage: Eukaryota; Fungi; Ascomycota; Dothideomycetes; Dothideales; Saccotheciaceae. Gene Ontology annotation, biological process: deadenylation-dependent decapping of nuclear-transcribed mRNA; nuclear-transcribed mRNA catabolic process, nonsense-mediated decay.
AUGCAGCUAGUCGACUGGCUAGAUGACCUGUGUGUCCGCUUCAUCAUCAACCUCCCCCAAGAAGAACUCGAGAGCGUCGCCCGAAUCUGCUUCCAGGUCGAAGAGGCCCAAUGGUUCUAUGAGGAUUUCAUCCGUCCCACCGACCCCUCUCUACCCUCGCUCAACCUAAGGGACUUUUGUCUUCGCAUCUUCCAACACUGCCCCCUCCUGUCCACCUUCUCCGACUCUCAGCACACCGCCGCCUAUCAAGAGUUCCUCGCCUACAAGACCCGCGUCCCCGUCAGAGGCGCCAUCCUGCUCAACCAUGACAUGGAUCAGGUAGUCCUUGUCAAGGGCUGGAAAAAGAGUGCUACAUGGAGUUUCCCUCGUGGAAAGAUCAACAAGGACGAGCCAGAUCUUGACUGCGCCAUCCGUGAGGUCUGGGAAGAGACGGGCUAUGACAUUGCUGCUGCUGGUCUUGCCAGUGACGACCAGAAAUACAUCGACGUGACGAUGCGUGAACAGCAUUUGCGAAUGUUUGUCUUCCGCGGUGUCCCCCUCGACACCCAUUUUGAACCAAAGACCCGCAAGGAGAUUAGCAAAAUUGCUUGGUACCGCUUGACUGAUCUGCCAUCAUACACCAACAAGAGACAGAACAACCGUGUCAUCUCUCAUCACCAAGACCCCAACGCUGACCAGGGUACUGUAAGCGCCAACAAACUAUACAUGGUUGCACCCUUCUUGCCUCCGUUGAAGAAGUGGAUCAACCAGCAAAAGAAA